Molecule: messenger RNA, 546 nt
Organism: Vigna umbellata (rice bean)
Lineage: Eukaryota; Viridiplantae; Streptophyta; Magnoliopsida; Fabales; Fabaceae
Source: RefSeq, a predicted model, not a curated record
UUUAGCUAACUUGAGCGCCAAAAACCCUUGCGUUGUUUUUUUCUUUCAUAGCUAAGCUGGGAUCGAAGAACAUCAUGAGCAACAGCUAGUUUCAUGUUGUGCUGUCUCAGCGAGUGGCACCGCGCGCCUCCGUUGUCUCAUCAAAAUGUCUCUUUUGCCUCGUCUCCGUGUUUUCGCCACCCCUUUACUUUCAUCUUCUCUCCUCUCCUCCUUCUCUCAGAAUGGAGGUAGACAAAUGAUGACAAGAAUUGGCAUCAAUACCUGCUCGCUUUCUUCCACAGCUGAAGCUUCAGAUUUAGAAUGUGAUGUGACUCGUGAUGAUGUCAAAGCAGAAGAGAGAGCCAAUGCACUUUGCAUGGCUGUAUCACAGCUUGCUAGUGAUUUUAGCAAGGAAUCAAUGUUGUCUCUGCAGAAAUUUUUUGGUGUACGCCGUGCUCAUGUGAUAUCUACAGGCUCCUUGAAGCUUGACCUAGCCCUGGGAAUAGGAGGAUUGCCAAAGGUAAAACAGGAUUUUUGCAGUUCCUCUUUAAAGUUUUGACAAUUGUU